Messenger RNA from Cervus elaphus (red deer), 956 nucleotides. Its product is annotated as glutathione S-transferase P-like. Gene Ontology annotation, cellular component: cytosol. NCBI's taxonomy places the organism in Eukaryota, Metazoa, Chordata, Mammalia, Artiodactyla, Cervidae. Gene Ontology annotation, molecular function: glutathione transferase activity. Gene Ontology annotation, biological process: glutathione metabolic process. The record is from RefSeq and is a predicted model, not a curated record. The coding region runs from base 322 to 897 and encodes 191 amino acids. The transcript has 6 exons.
AGGGUCUGGACCGGGCGGGGGGAGGCGCCGGCCGAGCCACCCCGCUCUCCGGGCGGCCUGAGCGCCGGGCUGCCAGCCCCUGGGGUCCUUCGUCCCGCAGCGUCCCGUCUGUCUGCCUAUCCUAGUGCCGCCCUACACCAUCGUCUACUUCCCGACCCGAGCUCAUCUUCUCAGCGGGCUCAGAAUCUAGUCUGUGUCCUGUCUCCGCAUCCAGCUCCCAUCCACUCCUGACUUCCCCAGGGGGCUGCUGCGAGGCUGGGGUCUCUGCCCACCCCCACUGCCCCGUCCUCCCCUCCCCCAGGGCGCUGCGAGGCCCUGCGCAUGCUGCUGGCCGACCAGGGCCAGAGCUGGAAGGAGGAGGUGGUCACCAAGGAGAGCUGGCUGCAGGGUCCACUCAAGGCCUCCUGCCUGUACGGGCAGCUCCCCAAGUUCCAGGACGGAGACCUCACCCUGUACCAGUCCAAUGCCAUCCUGAGACACCUGGGCCGCACCUUUGGGCUCUACGGCGCAGACGAGCGGGAGGCGGCGCUGGUGGACAUGGUGAACGAUGGCCUGGAGGACCUUCGCAGGUGCUGCGGCCACCUCAUCCACCACAAGCGUGAGGCGGACAAAGCCCGAUAUGUUCAGGAGCUGCCGGCGCACCUGAAGCCUUUUGAGACCCUGCUGUCCCAGAAUCAGGGGGGCCAGGCCUUCAUCGUGGGCGACCAGAUCUCCUUCGCCGACUACAACCUGCUGGACCUGCUGCUCAAUCAUCAGGUGCUGGUCCCCGGCUGCCUGGACCCCUUCCCCCUGCUCUCGGCCUAUGUGGCCCGCCUCAGCGCCCGGCCCAAGCUCAAGGCCUUCCUGGCCUCCCCGGAGCAUGUGAACCGGCCCAUCUUUGGAAGCCGCAAAAUAUGAGCCCAGCCUCCCCCGGGAGAGGGACUGCCCUUGAGACGAAUAAACACAGUGAGAGGGAA